Messenger RNA from Toxotes jaculatrix (banded archerfish), 4613 nucleotides. RefSeq names its product metabotropic glutamate receptor 7 (gene grm7). The transcript is spliced from 10 exons. The record is from RefSeq and is a predicted model, not a curated record. The coding region runs from base 1 to 2733 and encodes 910 amino acids. NCBI's taxonomy places the organism in Eukaryota, Metazoa, Chordata, Actinopteri, Toxotidae. Gene Ontology annotation, biological process: G protein-coupled glutamate receptor signaling pathway; regulation of synaptic transmission, glutamatergic. Gene Ontology annotation, cellular component: membrane. Gene Ontology annotation, molecular function: group III metabotropic glutamate receptor activity.
AUGGGCAGGCACUCUGACAGCCUCCCCCAGCUAAAACCCCCUUUUACGUUCCGGGUGUUGUGGAUGGUUCAAGCCUUCCUGGACCUGGCCGGCUCCCAGGAGAUUUACGCGCCGCACUCGAUCCGGGUGGAGGGCGACGUGACGCUGGGGGGGCUCUUCCCGGUCCACGCCAGGGGGGUCCCGGGGAUGCCGUGCGGGGACAUCAAGAAGGAAAACGGCAUCCACCGGCUGGAGGCGAUGAUGUACGCCCUGGAUCAGAUUAACGGCGACGACGAGCUGUUGCCCAACGUCACCCUGGGCGCCCGGAUCCUGGACACCUGCUCCCGGGACACCUACGCCCUGGAGCAGUCGCUGACUUUCGUCCAGGCGCUCAUCCAGAAGGACACGUCGGACGUGAGGUGCACCAACGGGGAGCCGCCGGUGUUCGUGAAGCCCGAGAAAGUUGUGGGUGUCAUAGGAGCGUCGGCCAGCUCGGUGUCCAUCAUGGUGGCCAACAUCCUGCGCCUGUUUCAGAUCCCCCAGAUCAGCUACGCGUCCACCGCCCCGGAGCUGAGUGACGACCGGCGGUACGACUUCUUCUCGCGGGUGGUCCCUCCGGACAGCUUCCAGGCUCAGGCGAUGGUGGACAUCGUCAAGACCAUGGGCUGGAACUACGUCUCCACCGUGGCCUCGGAGGGCAGCUACGGGGAGAAGGGGGUGGACGCCUUCAUGCAGCUCUCCAGAGAAGCAGGUGGAAUCUGUAUCGCUCAGUCACUGAAGAUCCCUCACGACCACAAACCCUCCGACUUUGAUAAAAUCAUCCGGCUGCUGCUGGACACUCGCUACGCCAGGGCGGUCAUCCUGUUCGCGUCUGACGAGGACAUCAGAGGGAUCCUGAACGCCAGUAAGCGAGCCGACCAGGUCGGUCACUUCCUGUGGAUCGGCUCCGACAGCUGGGGCGCCAAGAACAGCCCCAUCCACCAGCUGGAGGAAGCAGCUGUAGGAGCCAUCACCAUCCUGCCAAAGAGAGCCACCAUCAGCGGGUUCGAUGCGUAUUUCACGUCACGGACUCUGGAGAACAACCGGAGGAACGUGUGGUUCGCUGAGUACUGGGAGGAGAACUUCAACUGCAAGCUGAUGAGCUCGUCCAAGAAAGACGAGAGCAGCAGGAAGUGCACAGGUCAGGAACGCAUCGGCAUCGAUUCCAAGUACGAGCAGGAAGGAAAGGUGCAGUUUGUGAUCGAUGCGGUGUACGCCAUGGCCCACGCCCUCCACAACAUGCAGAGGGACCUGUGUCCGGAGAACUCUGGCAUCUGCCCGGAGAUGGACCUGGCUGGAGGGAAGAAGCUCCUCAAGUACAUCCGCAGCGUCAGCUUCAAUGGAAGUGCUGGUACGUCAGUGACUUUCAAUCGUAAUGGCGACGCCCCCGGACGCUACGAUCUGUUCCAGUACCAGUGGAACAACACGACGGGGCCAGGAUACCGGGUGAUCGGACAGUGGACCGAGACCCUGCAGCUCAAUAUUGAGGACAUGCAGUGGCCUCGGGGGGAGCAGGAGAUUCCCAGCUCAGUCUGCAGCCUCCCCUGUAAAACCGGUGAGAGGAAGAAGGUGGUGAAAGGCAUGCCCUGCUGCUGGCACUGCGAGCCCUGCGACGGCUACCAGUACCAGCACAACGAGUUCACCUGCAAACUCUGCACCUACAACAUGAGGCCCAACGCCAACCGCACAGCCUGCCAGCCCAUACCCAUCAUAAAACUGGAAUGGCACUCGCCUUGGGCGGUGAUCCCGGUUUUCCUGGCAAUGCUCGGCAUCAUUGCUACGAUAUUCGUCAUGGCUACCUUCGUACGGUACAAUGACACGCCGAUAGUCCGAGCGUCAGGCAGGGAGCUGAGUUACGUCCUCCUGACCGGGAUCUUUCUGUGUUACAUUAUCACGUUCCUCAUGAUCGCCAAGCCAGAUGUUGGCGUGUGCUCGUUCAGAAGGAUUUUCCUGGGUCUGGGAAUGUGCAUCAGCUACGCCGCCCUCCUCACCAAAACCAACCGCAUCUACCGAAUCUUCGAACAGGGGAAGAAGUCGGUGACGGCGCCCAGGCUGAUCAGCCCCACCUCGCAGCUGGCAAUCACCUCCAGUCUCAUCUCGGUCCAGCUGCUGGGGGUGUUGAUCUGGUUCGGGGUGGACCCGCCCAACACCAUCAUAGACUAUGACGAGCAGAAGACCAUCAACCCGGAUCUGGCACGAGGGGUGUUGAAAUGCGACAUCACAGAUCUGCAGAUCAUCUGCUCGUUGGGUUACAGUAUCUUGCUGAUGGUGACGUGUACUGUUUACGCCAUAAAGACCCGCGGGGUCCCGGAGAAUUUUAACGAGGCCAAGCCCAUCGGGUUCACCAUGUACACCACCUGCAUCGUAUGGCUGGCUUUUAUACCCAUCUUCUUCGGCACGGCACAGUCUGCGGAAAAGCUGUACAUUCAGACGACCACGCUCACCAUCUCCAUGAACCUGAGUGCGUCCGUGGCCCUCGGGAUGCUCUACAUGCCCAAAGUCUACGUCAUCAUCUUCCACCCGGAGCUCAACGUGCAGAAGAGGAAACGCUCCUUCAAAGCCGUGGUCACGGCUGCCACCAUGUCGUCCCGGCUCUCCCAUAAGGCCAGCGACCGGCCCAACGGAGAGGCCAAGACGGAGCUGUGCGAGAACGUGGACCCCAACAGUCCAGCAGCAACGAAGAAAUACGUGAGCUACAACGACCUUGUGAUCUAAAGGCAAUCCUCCAUCAGAGCGACAGACUGCGAGGGAACAGGGGACAGAGAGUGAUGGCAGUGGGAGAUGUCUGGUCUCCUGCUCUGCUGGCUGAAAACGAGACGGAAGAGAAAAGGACGAUUUAAGUUUCCUUUUUUUUUUUUUUUUGGUCUCAUGUGCUUCACUGCCCAUCACAGGCUUUCAGACGCUGAAGCAAAGCCUUGUGGGACUUUCCUUUGAACUAAGAGUUUGAGCACACAGAUCUUCACUCGGUCAGAGAGACAGAGGACAGAAAGCAAAGAGACGAGGGUGAAGAAGUGUUUGAAAAAUACGCCGUGAUUUUGGAAAAUUGUUGAGAAAAUAAAAAAAUAAAAUCCAGAAUCGUUAGUGCUGAUCAUACACAGGACGCAUCAGCGAACAUCUGGCAGCCUCUGGGCUGUUGUGAACCGUCGGCGGCGCUCUCGGGCUCCAUGCUGCGUCUCCGCUGUUGAUGUCAAACCAAGCAGCCGUCUUGACCUGACGUGACCUUUCUACGGAGCCCGCCUCCUCUCGUCUCUUAUUGUACUUCCAAACUGCGAGUUUUCCAACCUUCCUGUCGACUCGUGUGGUUCUUUAUGGCUCAUGUGUUGGCCCACUUUAGUUGUUGUCAGUUACUUUAUUUUCAGUUUGAUUUUUAUGACGAUGAUUUUGAUGUUGGUUAUGAAUCUGUUUUGCUCUUGCUUCUUUGGAUGCACAUUGUUUUCUAUUAAAGCCAUAUUCUUCGCUUUGAGGUUUGGAGGGCUUUGCUCAUGCUGCCACCUGGAAACUGAUUUUUGUCACAUUAAUGUCAUGUGCUAUAAAAAUGCAGACAUCCUUAAAAACCCUGAAAACACCCCGUCUCUCAGUCACCUGAGAUCCACACACUCACAGUACAGGGGUUUUCACAGUCUGACACUAAAAUCUGACUGAGUUCUAAUCAUUGUGAUUAAUCGUGAACCAGCAGCCAAACAUCACCAACACAUCCGCUGUCUUAGAUCACCUGCAUGCACCUGAGGUCUGACACCAGGUUUUCAGGGUCUUUAACCGUCAAAGAUGAGAAAUGUGGACAUAAGACCGGGUUUCCUCUGAACUUGUAGUGUCCUCUGUGUGACGGGGAAAAAGAUCUGAAGUCGCCUGUUUUCUCUGAGCAUUUCCUGAUCGUCCAAACGUGACGAGCCUGCGAGGAAAACAUCAGAGGUUUGAAUUCAGUUCACGGCUUUUCGUUGUUUGUGAGUCCAAAAAAAAAAAAGCUUCAGACACUGACAUGGUAAAAACCAGAUUCCUCAGCUGGCCGUGAACGUAAAGCUUCAAAAAAAAAAAAAGAAAAAAACAGUGGUGUUUUAAAAAGGCCUUUUUGUUUGAACUGUUUGAAAUGUCUGUGGUCCCUCGAUGAAAGCAUCCCCAUCCCAACAUGUGUGUUCCCUCUCCACAUGCACAUACAUGACGACUUCUGCAGUGUUUUGUAGGUGUGUGAUGAUGAUGAUGAUGAUGAUGACCCUUAACUGUGUUGUAGCUGACUCGAAGAGAACCUCCUUUGGUCCGGGCUUCACGGACUGCUGACACAACUGAAGGUGUUGAUGUGGAGGUUGUUAAUGCAUGCCUGAUAUGUUCGAUGUUGAAACAGAAUCAGAAAAAAAAGCUGAAAAAUGAAAUUCUCACGGCACAGUUUGAUUCCACCUGUCUGCUCUGAAAUGUACUGUUUUUUAUUUACUUCCUGUUUCUUUGCCGUUAACUUCCUCUGAUUCUUUCUCACACAGCAGAAUAUGGCUUUGAUUGGUUUCUUAUUUUCCUGGAAACUCUGGGAAAUGGAGAAAAAGAUGAAUAUAUAUUUAAAAAACACAGUACUUGUAAAAAAAAAAAAAAAAAGGAAGCAUGUAUGUUUU